CAUAAAGUAGUGAAACAUUGCAUCAAAUGUUUUGAAUGAAAAGUUUUGAAACGAUUAAACACUCCGUGAUUGACAACUGAUUGCAACGACUACUGAGUGUAUCGUAUGAUUAGUAUCAGUGAUGAACCGAAACAGAGGUCAGUCUCGGGUGCCAUCGUUUGCGGUCUUACUGCUGGUCCACGAGUUGGUCCGAACGGCCACUACUUAUGGCAUUCCGACCGUCACUUUGGUUACAACUGUCACUCAAAUCCUGAUAUUCCUCCGCAUUAUUCCGCUUCCCGUAUCAGACGUUUGGGACGUAUGUCUGAGUUAUAGAUCAAUAAUAGAUAAGAAGGAAUACUUGAGACUAAUAUUAUCGCAAUUAAGUCACGGCGACGACUGGCACCUGUAUUACAAUAUGGUGUCAUUCCUCUGGAAGGGCCGGUCACUGGAGAACAGAUUAGGAUCUCUUAGAUUCGCCAUCACUUUAUUGGUGUUCACUAUAUCCACGGCUUAUACCUAUGUUUUUGCCAAUAAAUUGAUGGCAGAUGUGAGCGAAGAUUACUCUUAUUUGAGUCACUGUUCCGUCGGUUUCUCGGGAGUUAUAUUUGCGCUCAAAGUACUGACCACUCAUUUCGAUGACAGUCGGGUCUCGUAUCUGAUGGGAUGGAUACCAAUCGGAUCCAAAUAUGCUGUUUGGGGUGAACUGGUGGUCAUUCAACUCAUUUCCCCAAACGCCUCAUUCGUCGGACAUUUGGCCGGAAUUUUGGUCGGUUUGGCGUAUAUUUAUGGACCGCUUUCCUAUGCCAUCGAAUUUGUCUUCAGUUUGUACAUAUUGAAUCCAUUGUUCGGUGGUUUGGGAGGAAAUUCGAACAAUAAUUACGGGAAUUACCGAAGAAAUUAUAACUCGAGCUCCACUUCCGGCUAUUCGUCGAAUCGACACAAUUAUGAGUCUUAUGUUCCCAACGAUAUGUCAGAAGAGGAACAGCUUAGGAGAGCUUAUGAGCAAAGUCUUAAUGAUAACCGCAAUUCCAGACCCAGAACUCAACCAACAGCGCCUCCAUAUCCCACAGAAAAUAGUGAUAAUUAUCCGCAAAACCCUUCAGAUGCGGAAACUUUGAGACAACUCAGACUUAGACGCUAUCAACAAAACUAGUAGACAAUCGAUACAAACAUAUUUAGACAGAG
Oppiella nova is the source of this 1167-nucleotide messenger RNA. The record is from the annotation of a GenBank genome assembly. Lineage: Eukaryota; Metazoa; Arthropoda; Arachnida; Sarcoptiformes; Oppiidae.